UCAUCCGGUACUUGUAGUAGUACAUAUGUUGACAGAGCUCUUCUAGUGAAACGUUGCAUUUCUGCGAUUUACACAACAACCUGGACUGUUUUUGAAAGAUUACCCCCUUCGCAUUUUACAUUCAACAUGGGGAAAAUUGAAGGCGGAAUGAAGUGCGUGAAAUAUCUCCUCUUCAUAUUCAACUUUAUAUUCUGGCUUAUGGGGUCACUGGUUCUGGCUGUGGGUCUCUGGCUGAGACUAGAUCGAAAUAUUGUUACACUGCUGGGGGAAGACGGUCCUGAAACCUUCUUUAUCGGUGUCUAUAUCCUCAUUGUGGUCGGUGGUCUGGUGAUGCUGGUGGGCUUCUUCGGCUGCUGUGGUGCCAUUAGAGAGUCCCAGUGUCUUCUCGGAUUGUUUUUCGCCUCUCUUCUGAUCAUCUUUGGAUCAGAAGUUGCAGCAGGAGUGUUUGGUUUCCUCAACAAAGACAAGAUCACUGAAGAAAUAAAAACGUUUUAUGAGGAAGCAAUCAACAACAGCAACAAUACAACAGUCCAGUCCUACCACACCAUUCUGAACUGCUGUGGCUUACCUUCAACAAACCACACUUUGUGCCAAAACGUUCCAUCAAACCAGACAUGUGAUGUGGCCAUUGAGGAGUUUUUCAACAGUAAGCUCUUCAUUGUGGGAUACGUGGGAAUUGGAAUAGCAGGAGUCAUGAUUAUUGGCAUGAUCUCCAGUAUGGUUCUGUGCUGUGCAAUCCGAAACAGCAGGGACAUCAUAUAACACACUCCUCAUCCUCUCCUUUGACACUUAACCUCUGCUAGACUUUCAUAUACAACAAUAACAUUCCGACCAAGUACAAGGUGCAAAGUCAGAAACCUUACUCCACUUUCAGAAUUCUCCAUAACUCAUAGUAGUUAGUCCAGCCCACAUUUCCUUUCCUUAAUCGCAUUGCUGGAUUGUCUUUAUUUAUUUGCCUGCUUGUUAGGUGCACAGCUGAAUCUUUCAACUGCAACAGAAAUAAGGCACCUUUGUGUUAUUCCUGAAAUCAUUCAUAUCAUUUAGGUUUGAUUUAAAUUUCGUACACACUGAUUAUCUCUCUCUACAAACCAAGAGCUUUGCAGUGCUAUUCUUAGCUGUUGCUGUGUGGCUUCACUUGCUAGAUAAAAAUAUUAUGUAAUGUGAAGCCAGGGUUUCUGGGUAUGCCACCCAUGGCCAGUGAGAUCGGUGAUAAAAUGACAGCUCUUGACUUUUAGAUGCCUCUCAAUGUGCUUUUGUACCAAAUUAGUUUACAUUAAAUAGUUUACUAAGUCACUUUCAGCAUUCAAAUAAAUUAGUUUACGAAGGAUGGAAAAAACAUGCUCGCUAAACUCUAAACUCAAACAUUAGAGGUCUUUAGAAGCAACUUUGUAUCAUUCUUAUCUGAAGACCACAUGUCCAGUAAGAUCUAAAAGUAAGGGUGAAACACUAAGUAUUGUUUCACCUCGGAAUUUAUUCAGAAUUCAAAAAUUGAAGGACACGGAUCACUUUUCCACACAUUCCCAGCUUGGCUUUGAUUUGAAUUGGAAUGCUUAAACCUCACCAGCAAGAUGAUCAGGUUUCUGUUACACAACAGUUGAGCUCAUCUGUAGCCGCCACUGAUAAUGGUGCACCAAGAUAUCCUACAGCUCGAUGGAGCUGAAUCUUCUCAUUCACAUGGUGGAUCUUUGGGUGUAGAGUUGAAAGGUCAUUUCAGUGCAUUUUGCCUUCUACCGUCUCUCUGUGGUUGCAUCCGACUAUCGUCUUCUUUCGGCUGCUUUGCCACAGCGGACCAUCCGUGAUCCACAUAUUUGUCUUGGCACAGGUUUUACACUGGAUGCAAUUCCUUUGAUGGUCAUAUCCCAUCACAACCACCAAAAUAAAAUCUGCGCCUCCCUUUAAAUCUACACCUGCAUUAAACUGAAUAUUAUAGUGUUUUUAGCUAAAUGUAAAAAGUAAAACAAUUACUGUAUAAGGCUUCAUGAAACAACUAAAAUGGAAAUGGUCACAUAAAAAAAUAUCAAAGCGUUUUAACCAAGAAAUAUUGUACUUGAAAUAUGUGUAUACAUUCCCGAAAUUUUAAAUACACACUGAAAAAAAAAUGAUUUUGUGGUGAAGUUAAUAUAACACAAAAGAUACAUACAUAUAUAUAUAUAUAUAGAACUGGAGUUAAAAUUAACACAUGGUUUUCACUUUAUGAAAUGUGUGUGUCAGCUGCAAGUUGAUGCUAUGCAGGAAGCUCUCGGGCACAACCUCACAGGAUAAUGUUUCAGCUACACUGCACAGUAUGCACUUUUCACAGACACAGAUAUCUUCUUAGUUAAUACUCCCCAAACACUUGAAGUGUCUGUAUAUUCGUGGGAUUUUUUUUUACUCACUGUGUCACUACGUAAUUGAAAUCAUUCAAGCAUACACUGCCUGG
Xyrauchen texanus (razorback sucker) is the source of this 2419-nucleotide messenger RNA. Its product is annotated as tetraspanin-2-like. Bases 127 to 762 code for a protein of 211 amino acids. The record is from RefSeq and is a predicted model, not a curated record. The transcript is spliced from 8 exons. Gene Ontology annotation, cellular component: membrane. Lineage: Eukaryota; Metazoa; Chordata; Actinopteri; Cypriniformes; Catostomidae.